Messenger RNA from Paramormyrops kingsleyae, 3142 nucleotides. RefSeq names its product heparan sulfate 6-O-sulfotransferase 2 (gene hs6st2). The record is from RefSeq and is a predicted model, not a curated record. Gene Ontology annotation, cellular component: membrane. Lineage: Eukaryota; Metazoa; Chordata; Actinopteri; Osteoglossiformes; Mormyridae. Gene Ontology annotation, molecular function: heparan sulfate 6-sulfotransferase activity.
ACGCUCCCGAAGGCGCAGGGAAUGCUGGGACACACGGACUGCUCUUUUGGUUAUGAUGGAGGUAAACAGACGGAACAGGAUCUUCUGUACAAUGCAAGAGGAACGACGGUAGUUACUAAACAGUAAAAAGACGGUUAAAGUUGAGAAGGGCUGCGCUGUGAUCUGUGAGGUUUACUACAGUAACGCUUUGCGUUAAAACUUGUACUACUCAUUGUACUACUUCUUAUUAACAUGGCUCGUAUGUUCGAUUGUUAAAGGACAGCAUCUCUACCCCAGGCGACACAGUGGGGCCAGAAGGUUGAGUAAUGUUCCUUGGUUUUCCUCGAGAAGAUGGAUGAAAAGUCCAGUAACAGUCGGCUUCUGCUGGCCCUUGUGAUGGUACUACUCUUCGGUGUCAUCGUGCUACAGUACAUCUGCCCCGGCACCGACUGCCAGCUACUCCGCCUGGGCUCCCUCUCCUCCAAAGCAGGCGACGGUCUUAGCGGGUCUCAUGGCGCGGAUGUCGAGGGCAGCAAGGGAUCGGGUGCUGGAGACCCGUACGUGGCUGAGGAUAGGACGCUAGCUCGCUACGUACCGCGCUUUAACUUCUCAGCCAGCGACCUCAGCCGAACCGUGGACUUCAACAUUAAGGGCGACGAUGUCAUCGUUUUCCUGCACAUCCAGAAGACCGGCGGCACCACGUUCGGCCGACACCUGGUGCGCAACAUCCAGCUGGAGAGGCCCUGCGAGUGCCGUGCCGGACAGAAGAAGUGCACUUGUUAUCGGCCGGGCAAGCGAGAGACCUGGCUCUUCUCCCGCUUUUCCACAGGCUGGAGCUGCGGGCUGCACGCCGACUGGACCGAGCUCACCAGCUGUGUACCGAGCCUCAUGAACACGCGGGAAGCGCUCCAGCCGCGCACUCCCAGCAGGAACUACUACUACAUCACCAUCCUGCGUGACCCCGUGUGGCGCUACCUAAGCGAGUGGCGGCAUGUGCAGCGCGGUGCCACCUGGAAGGCCUCGCUGCAUGUGUGUGAGGGGCGUGCCCCCACCCUGUCCGAGCUCCCCAGCUGCUAUCCCGGGGACGACUGGUCAGGCUGCACGCUGGAGGAGUUCAUGGACUGCCCUUUCAACCUGGCCAACAACCGGCAGACGCGCAUGCUGGCCGACCUCAGCCUGGUGGGCUGCUACAACGCGUCGGCUAUGAGCGAGGAGGAGCGCGGCGCCGCCCUGCUGGAGAGCGCGAAGCGCAACCUGCGCGGCAUGGCCUUCUUCGGCCUGACCGAGUUUCAGCGCAAGACGCAGUACCUGUUCGAGCGCACCUUCCAGCUGAACUUCAUCGCCCCGUUCACGCAGCUGAAUGGGACUCGGGCCGCCAGCGUGGAGGUGAGCGCGGAGACGCAGAGGUGCAUCCGGCAGCUGAACCGCUGGGACGUGGAGCUGUACGAGUACGCCCGCGACCUCUUCCUGCAGCGCUUCCAGGUCGCACGGCAGCAGGAGCGGCAGGAGCAGCGCCAGCGCAGGCAAAGGCGGCGGCGGCUGCGGAGCAGGGGGCCGGUGACGGUGGCGCUGGCCAGGCGGGCAGGUGUGUUCGGUGCCCAGGCGGAGGAGCACCCCGUCCCGGAGCAGAGGCAGGAUGGGAAGGAUGGCGAGAUGGCAGAGUGGAUGGAGGCCUGGUGGGAGCUGGAGGAGAAUGACACUGUGGACUACCUGGACAAUGUGGAGCAGUGGCGUUAAAUGGUUAAGUUAGUUGGUUUGGGUGAAUUAAACCCAUUCCUAACCCUGCUACUGAGUUCAAACUCAACAGUGCGGGGUUUUAAAGAGACUCCUUUAUUUAUUUUAUUUACUUGAAAGGGACAUGGAAAACAAUUUUUAGAAACUUUCUCCGUUCCACUCCAAUCCAACAGUAUGUAAGGUCUCCAGUGUGGUCUGACUGCUGCAUGCUAUCUGACUCUUAAAAACUCACCCAUGACUAUACUGUACCGUUAGCUUUUUAUGUAGGAUUUUAUUGCUCAUUCUUUAAUUUCAUUAUUAUUACUGUCAAGGUUGAAAUUUCAACCACCUUGCAAUUUUUCUCCUCCCUUCAUAACCAUUGUACUGAAUGAUCAGUAGUGUCUCGAAUAUUUCUCUUUUUUUUCCUUUUGAAAUCUUUGCCUGCUCAGUGUAACAUCCCCUUCUUGCCCAACAGGAUACCUGGAAUGUGUUCCUUAUCACUCACCUGGCGAUCAGAAUACUGUUUUUAAACACUGCAGGUCGAAUGAAAACUGGCAAUCUGCAGUCAUCUAGUCUGUGGGCAGGUUUUAGAUCUUGCCUGUUAAAUGAGUAAUUUUUUCUGCUCACGUUUCAUCUGCAAUCCACUCGAUAACACACUACUAUAGUCUGUGUUUCAUGAUGCUUCACUGGAAUGAACUUCCACCAUUACUAUUUGCCCUCAUCGGUUCUAAAAUCACCUUUCCUAUCCCAGAACAGGCUUUAUCCUGUUUUUAAUGAAACUCUUUUGCUUCAGAGCAAAACAUGGCAGCCCAAAGAGACGGUCCUGAACACUGGAUAUCCGGGGGGGGGUGUUGAGUGCCCCCUAGUGGUUAGUGAGCACUCAAGCGUUCACACCAAGGGGAAAGUGCAUGCAUGAAAAUAGCUUUGGUCCAAAUGAACAUCAUAAUGCUGAUACAGCAAAGACUGUAUGCACCCCCCCCAAGCAGAAGUUAUGCAGUGAUCAUGUAAUGUUAUGGGCUUCAGAUGCUGUAACUUGUAACUGGAAUGGUGCUGAUUCAAUCCCUGCAGAUGUGCCACUGUUCAAUCUGCAAGUUAAGGUACAUGCACCAGUUCCCAUGUACAAAAAAAUGUAGGUUGCUUUGGAUGGGAGAAACCUGGUACAGGUAGGGAGUUACCCUGCAGGGGGAGUACAGAGCUCACUGCAAGAGCAGUGCAAUAUAGCUGUGUUCCACCUGUGGACUUGGAUACCCCCCCCCCAGGGGGUUUCAGAUCAAUGUCUCACUGUUUCUGUCACAUGACUCCUGUCAUAUAUUUGGUAUGAAUGUCACAGUAACUUUUACAUUUUUAAAUAUUUCUUCAUCUGCACUAAUCUGUACCUUUCCAGAGAGCUACUCAUGGUACCUUCAGAUGUCAUUGUUUUUUAAAAAAAAUAAAUGAUUUUUUUUAAUAA